AUGCCAAAAAAAGGUUCAUCCAAGCCAUCCACUCUAAUGUUGGAGGAUCCAGUUAUAGAAAAGGAGAUAAAACCAUCUUCCAGACCCAAAAAAACAGGUAGCGAGAUUGAUGAGAUCUUUGCUGGAAGGAAGAGAAAGAAGUCAGCACAACAAAAGGCUAAGAAACCAGCUGAAGGUGAGGCAGGUAAUGAAGAUAGGAUUAAGAAAAAAAUGAAUAAGAAGAAGAAGAAGAAAAUUGAAGGUCCUAAAGAUAGUGGGUUGGUAGACCGGUCUUCUCUGCCUAGGAAGAAGAAGACAGGUGAUGGGCUUGCCAUUUAUACAGAGGAGGAGUUAGGGAUUGGAAGGGAAGAUGCUGGAGGAUUGAUCGAGUGCCAAAGAUGGAAAAAGUAUUUGAGAAAACUUUCAAAGGUGAGUGAUCCUAAUGAGUAA
Diospyros lotus (date-plum) is the source of this 429-nucleotide messenger RNA. RefSeq lists its product as uncharacterized. Bases 1 to 429 code for a protein of 142 amino acids. The transcript has 2 exons. The record is from RefSeq and is a predicted model, not a curated record. Lineage: Eukaryota; Viridiplantae; Streptophyta; Magnoliopsida; Ericales; Ebenaceae.